Molecule: messenger RNA, 1350 nt
Organism: Lachancea nothofagi CBS 11611
Lineage: Eukaryota; Fungi; Ascomycota; Saccharomycetes; Saccharomycetales; Saccharomycetaceae
Source: the annotation of a GenBank genome assembly
AUGUCUUCUCCAGCUCAAAAUUGUAAAGUUGCUGACAUUUCCCUAGCUGCCUUUGGUAGAAAGGAAAUUGAAUUGGCUGAACAUGAAAUGCCAGGUUUGAUGGCCAUUAGAGCCGCCUACGGCGAUGCUCAACCUUUGCAGGGAGCUCGUGUCGCUGGUUGUUUGCACAUGACCAUCCAGACCGCCGUGUUGAUCGAGACUUUGGUUGCCUUGGGUGCCGAGGUCACCUGGUCGUCGUGUAACAUCUACUCGACCCAGGACCACGCCGCUGCUGCUAUCGCCGCUGCCGGUGUCCCAGUGUUUGCCUGGAAGGGUGAGACUGAGGAGGAGUACUUGUGGUGUAUCGAACAACAGUUGUUCGCUUUCAAGGAUAACAAGAAGUUGAACUUGAUCUUGGACGACGGUGGUGACUUGACCUCUUUGGUCCACGAGAAGCACCCAGAGAUGUUGAAAGACUGCUUCGGUUUGUCCGAGGAAACAACCACCGGUGUCCACCACUUGUACAAGAUGGUCAAGGAGGCCAAGUUGAAGGUCCCAGCCAUCAACGUCAACGACUCCGUCACCAAGUCCAAGUUCGACAACUUGUACGGUUGCAGAGAAUCCUUGGUUGAUGGUAUCAAGAGAGCCACUGACGUUAUGUUGGCUGGUAAGGUCGCCGUCGUUGCUGGUUUCGGUGAUGUUGGUAAAGGUUGUGCCGACGCCCUAAGAGGCAUGGGUGCACGUGUCAUUGUCACUGAAAUUGACCCUAUCAACGCUUUGCAAGCCGCUAUGCAAGGUUUCCAAGUCUUGCCAAUGGAUGAAGCUGCCGCUCAAGGUCAAGUCUUCGUCACCACCACUGGUUGCAGAGACAUUAUCACCUCCGAACACUUUUUGGCCAUGCCAGAAGAUGCCAUUGUAUGUAACAUUGGUCACUUCGACAUUGAAAUCGAUGUUGCCUGGUUGAAGGCCAACGCCAAGGAAUGUAUCAACAUUAAGCCUCAAGUUGACCGUUACUUGUUGCCUACUGGUCAACACGUCAUUUUGUUGGCUGACGGCAGAUUGGUCAACUUGGGUUGUGCCACUGGUCACUCCUCUUUCGUCAUGUCGUGCUCCUUCUCUAACCAAGUCUUGGCUCAAAUCGCUUUGUUCAAGGCUCACGACCUACAAUUCAGACAAAAAUAUGUCGAGUUCGAAAAGACCGGUCCUUUCGAAAUCGGUGUUCACGUUUUGCCAAAGAUCUUGGACGAAGCUGUCGCUAAAUUCCACUUGGACAAAUUGGGUGUCCGUUUGACUAAACUAACCCCAACCCAAUCGGAGUACUUGAGUAUUGCUCCAGAGGGUCCAUUCAAGGCUGAUCACUACAGAUACUAA